AUGUCGAACAUAGCCGUGGUCAUUCCAGCUGCCAAAGCGCCACUGGAGGUCAAGGAAGUCGAGGUUUACACACCCGGCCCACAUGAAUUCCUGGUCAAGAAUGAAGUAAUCUCGUUCAUUCCGGUUGAGGCCAAGAUCGCCAAAUUGGCUUUGAUCCCCAUCCCAUACCCGGCCAUUCUUGGCCUAUCCUAUGGCGGUACAGUCGAAGCGACUGGACCGGAGGUCACCAACUUCGAAGUUGGUGACAAGGUAGCUGUGCAGAAGCGGUUUAGCCAAGUCGGCCCCCAAUAUGGUGCAUACCAGAGAUAUGUCGUAGCCGGAGACGACACAGCCAGCAAGGUUCCUGCUGGCGUCGAUCUCGUGGAUGCGGCCACCUUGAUCUCAAACCUGACCACCAUUGUUGGACUGUUUGGGGUACGCUUGGGGCUGAACAGACCCAAGGUGGAUGGGACAGCCGCCCCAGUCGGCAAGAAAGUUUUGAUCUAUGGCGGCAGCUCCAGCGUCGGCAGUCUUGCUGUACAAUGGGUCUCGCAGGCUGGGUACGACGUCGUCACCACCACAUCUCCCAAGCAUAAAAGCUUCGUUUCCAAAUUGGGCGCAGUACAUGUCAUUGACCAUACCCAAGAACCGGGCGCUCUGGUCAAGGACCUCAAGGCGAGCGGCCCGUACGAUUAUGUCGUCGACACUAUCAGCCUUCCUCAGACAGUCGCAAUGAAUGCGCAGGUUGUUGCCGCGCAAGGUGGUGGCAAAGUCUAUGCGACACUGCCUCCCUUCGGUCCGGAAACGCUGCCAGAAGGAGUGAUCCGCGAGUUUGCGUCGUGGCCAGAGGUCCUCCGAGAGGAAGACAAGACUGGUCUGGAAAAGUGGACAUACGAGACAUAUUUUCCACAGGCUCUCGCAAAGGGAAGGCUCCUUCCACAGCCCGUGGAGAAAGUCAGUGGCGGUCUAACAAAGGGAGUGAACGACGCCCUCGAUAAGCUACAUAAGGGGGUCAGCGGGGUGAAAUUGGUCGUCGACCCGUGGGAAUGA
This is a messenger RNA of Capronia coronata CBS 617.96, 1029 nucleotides long. RefSeq lists its product as uncharacterized. Lineage: Eukaryota; Fungi; Ascomycota; Eurotiomycetes; Chaetothyriales; Herpotrichiellaceae. The transcript has a single exon. The record is from RefSeq and is a predicted model, not a curated record. Gene Ontology annotation, molecular function: oxidoreductase activity, acting on NAD(P)H. Bases 1 to 1029 code for a protein of 342 amino acids.